AUGUCAAGAAACUCCAAAGAUGUUACUUUGAGAACUAGCGACGGCAGCGUCCUGAUUUCCAGAGAUAAACUGAUAUCGAAGAGUCAGUACUGCAGGAGUUAUUUCCAGGGCGACUUCAAGGAAAAAGAUGCAGACUUCAUUAAUUUUCCCGAAUACUCCAUCAAGAUUGUCAAAAAUGCAAUUCACGAAAUCUUCGAGUGGGACAAUCUUGCUGCUUCACUUGCUUUCGCGGACCAAUAUGCCUUCAUGGAUUUUAUUAAAAUCGCAGAAAUAGAAAUUUGCGAUACGGCACUUCACGAUGAUCUGCACGAGCACCAGUUGGCGUAUCUUGCUGAGCUUUCUCUUCGCUAUUCACUUCAAGAAGCCUUUGUGCCGCUCAUCAAGACGUACCGGUUGAGAAAAUUAAGUAUGAAAGAUGGACCAAUAUCAAUCAUUUCGGAGAUGUUCACGAUCAAGAAGAAGGCCUUCUUUUUUGGAGGAUACAAUCAGGAGCCAUACGAGUAUAUUCACAAUAUGCCCAUAAAUGAUGUCGUCGAUAGGGAAAUUAAAAAUACAAACAGUACUCCUUUCUUUCAUACAGAGCCGGAAAGUAGCUCUCAUCGAAGCGAUAGCAAUUGCCGCUGCUGUCGUCACCAAUGGAACAUGCUUCAGCGACAACAUUCUAGCGCCAUGUCACAGAAACUUCCCCGAAGCAAUAUGGAAGGAUACCGAGUGACGGCUUCAAACGGACAAGUCUGGCUAACGGGUGGAUUUGACGUGGGCACCUUGCAACAGUUGAAUCACUGCUUCACUUUCGACGGACAAAGCUGGAGUCAGUUUCCAAACAUGAACCAAGGUCGCUUCUUCCACGCCACAUUUGCCUUCAACUACGUUCUCGUCGUUGUUGGCGGCUAUCAACGGGAGAAAGUGCUUUCGUCGGUGGAGAUCUUGAACUCAUCGACGAAAUCGUGGCGUUUCGGAGCUCCCAUGCCUCUUGGUGUUGGCGGUGCUGCUUUUGCAUCAAAAGACGAUUCGCUAUUCAUCUGCUGCGGCCAGUACAGUGUCCAUACAGUACACACGACGGAUAAGAUUCAAAGAUACAGCUUGAAACGGGAUCAAUGGGAUGUCUUCUCCAGAUACAUCUCGCCCGUUUUCUUCCCUUUCUCGGAAAACGGCAUGGGCGCCGCUAUUUUGCAAAACAAACUUUACAUUCUAGGCGGGCAAACAGUCAGAGUUGAUGCUCUCGAUCUUGAAACUCGCGAGUGGGAGAGACAAAAUGACACGCACGAGAAACGAAUGGACUCACAAGUGUUUGCCUGGGGAGAUGAAAAACUCAUCGUUUGCGGCGGAUACGACUACACAAAUGGCCACUAUCACGACAGCAUUGAGGAGUUCAACAUCAAUAGCAGAAAGUGGCGCACGAUUUCGGCCCGAACGAACGAUGCUGGCCGUCGUGGCUCGCUGGGCUCUGGAAUCAUUGGCGGCCUACUGCAGUUUGCCUCGCCCAAGUUCGCCUCGCCAAUGAGCUCGAUGGUCAACGGCUUCAGUGCUGAGUACGAGUCGAUUCCGGACAUUCACAGGACUGGCAACGAGUCUGCAGCCAAAAUCCACAAACUCAGCUAA
Messenger RNA from Oikopleura dioica, 1602 nucleotides. NCBI's taxonomy places the organism in Eukaryota, Metazoa, Chordata, Appendicularia, Copelata, Oikopleuridae. The record is from the annotation of a GenBank genome assembly.